This is a messenger RNA of Monoraphidium neglectum, 178 nucleotides long. RefSeq lists its product as hypothetical. The transcript has a single exon. Lineage: Eukaryota; Viridiplantae; Chlorophyta; Chlorophyceae; Sphaeropleales; Selenastraceae. The annotation marks the transcript as partial. The record is from RefSeq and is a predicted model, not a curated record.
UGCGACGGUCCUCACAGUGUCACUCCCCGCAGCCGUGCUCGCGGCGGCGCUGCACGGCAGCUUGUGGGGCGGCGCGCCGCCGGAGCCCGUGGCGGUGUUGGGGGCGGCAGCUGCGGCGGGCGCGGCUGUAGCGGCCGCCACUGAGAUUUGGAAGAUGCUUGAGGGGUUUCAGGGCUGA